Messenger RNA from Colletotrichum truncatum, 2352 nucleotides. RefSeq names its product ubiquitin conjugation factor e4 b. The record is from RefSeq and is a predicted model, not a curated record. Gene Ontology annotation, molecular function: ubiquitin-ubiquitin ligase activity. Gene Ontology annotation, biological process: protein polyubiquitination. Lineage: Eukaryota; Fungi; Ascomycota; Sordariomycetes; Glomerellales; Glomerellaceae. Gene Ontology annotation, cellular component: nucleus; ubiquitin ligase complex; cytoplasm.
AUGGACCCCAACCAGAACAAUCAAGCGCCUGAUGCGCCUGAUACUGCAAAGAUGAACGAGAUCCGAUUGCGACGUUUAGCCAAACUCGGCUCGGCCGCUAGAACCUCUCCCAAACCUGAUGGGAGCCCAUCGUCACCAGGCGCCGGAGGGUCGGGUGCGUCGACACCAACCGAGGAAAAGGGAAAAGCACAGAUGGAGGAGUCCACAAAGAUCAACAUUACCCCGUCAUCAACACCAAAGCCUGCCGAAAACCCCUUCUCGAAACUUGGCGUCAGGCCCGACAACGGAGCCAGCGACAACAGCGCACAAAAGCGAGCAGCCUCUAAGACCGAUGCCCCGCCUGUCAAGCGACCAACUGUCGUUCACGAGGAGUCCAUCGAGGAGUUCUCGGACAGAACCCUUACACAGAUCUUCCGUGUAACGGUCGAUCCUGAUCGUCUGACGGAUAUCCAUGGCCACAAGCUUACGUUUUUGCCAGGGGCGAGCCAGGAGCUGGCGGAAUCGGGGACACCAUUGAAGCUUACUACUGGCGUUCUGGAUAGUGCCCUACUGGAAGUUUUGUCUUCUCUGCCCCAGGAUAAGUCCAUUCUUGGCUUCCUUCUUCCCUGUUUUAAGCGUAUCCUGCGCCUCUACACCCUCGUAAAGGACACUGCGAAGGACAAAAGGGAAGUUCUGGAGGAGGCGAAGAGACUCUGCAUUAGCAAUUGCUUAUUCGCUCUGACUCUUCCUGAUCUGUUUGGACGAUCGCGCCCUGAUGAUCUUGCUUCGUGCCUCCUCCGUGGACACGGACCUGACGAUGGUGUCUGCCUGGACUUCCUGGGGGAGGCUGUGAAGCGCUUCCCGGAAGAUGAACAGUACCCAGUGGUAUUCGCCGAGGCCAUUUACACGCUUAGUACCAAGUUGUCGGCUAUGACAAUGGAAGACGACUACAAGCCGUACAUCAACGCCUUGAUGUCGUAUACAAAGUUCCCGCCGCUUUUGGCGGCUUUGGCCAACCACCCUAACUUUUUGGCUGCUCAGAAGUCCGGUCCUCUCGUCGAGAAGGGCACUAUUUUGGGUCCUUUUUUCCGGAUAUCUCCCUUGCAGUCCGAGGUCACGCUCACCUACUUCUCAAACCCGCGAGGAUUGGACAGGGGUAGGGCAGCCCAGGCCCAAGAUGCGCUUCGCGCUAUUUUGCGUGUGCAUCAAGAUGAGCUGUUCGCCAUCGCCAACGCUUUCAUCCGCGCCGACACCGGGACUAGAGGUCGCGUUCUGGACUGGUUUGCUUCGGCAAUCAACGCCAACCACAAACGUAGGGCUCUUCAAGUGGACCCCAAAGAAGUGUCAUCUGACGGUUUUAUGAUGAAUUUGACUGUUAUUCUCGACCGUUUCUGCGCGCCUUUUAUGGAUACCACAUUUUCCAAGAUUGAUAGGAUUGAGGUUGACUACUUCCGACGAAACCCUCGGGUCGACAUCCAAGAGGAGACCAAACUCAACGCAGACCAGUCAACUUCCGAUGCCUUCUACGAGAAAAAGGUUGACGGCACAUCCAACUUUAUUUCCGAGGUCUUUUUCCUGACCCUUGCUGCGCACCAUUACGGCAGUGAGGCCACCAGUUCGAAGCUCAAGAGCUUGGACCGAGACAUCAAGUACUAUGAGAAGUACUUGGCGCAGAUGGAGGCAGAGCGAGUCAAGCUUGAAAAUCGCCCCGAUCAACUUGCCAUGUACGAAGUGGCUCUGAAACGCCACGUUCUUGUCCUUGAGAAGGCUAUUGCGCUGAAAUAUGCCAUUGAGGGUGUAUUCAUGGACGAGAAGAUGCAGGAGUUGUCUCUUCGCUUUAUGCGAUAUGUCGCCGUCUGGCUUCUUCGCCUGGCUAGCCAGACUAACUACACCCCUGAUAAGGACCUCCAACUUCCUCUGCCUAGCCAAGAGCCUGAAGCUUUCGCUUGUCUGCCCGAGUACGCUCUUCAAGACGUCGUUGACAACUUCAAAUUCGUCUACCGCUACCUUCCUCAGAUCAUGCCAUCCGCCGUUGGCAGCGAGAUGAUUGCUCUUUGCAUAGCUUUCCUCCGAUCGUCCGAGUACAUCAAGAACCCUUACUUGAAGUCAUCACUGGUUACGCUGCUCUUCUCUGGCACUUGGCCUUUCAUGCACUUUAAGAAGGGAGUUUUGGGUGACCAGCUCUAUGGAUCCAAGUUCGCCAACGACAACCUGUUGCACGCGUUGAUGAAAUUCUAUAUUGAGGCUGAGUCGACCGGUGCUCAUACACAGUUCUAUGACAAGUUCAACAUCAGAUACGAGAUUUUCCAGGUCAUUAAGUGUGUGUGGGGAAACGACGUCUACAAGCAGCAGUUGACCAGGGAGAGCAAGUAA